Molecule: messenger RNA, 2039 nt
Organism: Belonocnema kinseyi
Lineage: Eukaryota; Metazoa; Arthropoda; Insecta; Hymenoptera; Cynipidae
Exons: 3
Coding region: 231-1793 (520 amino acids)
Source: RefSeq, a predicted model, not a curated record
GCGCCAACCUCACAGAAAUGCAAACUCCGAAAAAACUCAAGCCUCAAGAUUGGCAGCUAUGCUAACCACGUGAUAUGAUAGUUGGUUAUUGUUAACAGUCAAUCUUUGUCAUCAAACAAUUAAAAUGUAGGGUUUGGACUAGCUUAUUUUUACAUGAAUUCACCAGAUUUAUUCAAGUUGAGAUUUUCCAAAUUUAGUAAGGUUUUCCUCCAAAUAAGCUAGUCUCAAAAAUGUAUAUCGAAACUGACAACACCGAUUUUGUGCCAAGGAACUUUGUAAUUUACAAAUUUUACGGAAUGGACACUUGUUUUGCGUGGCAUGAAAAUGAAUUGGUAGUUUUUCCAUUUUCGGAGCCUGAAACUUCGAGUAGCACUUUACCUUUACCGGUAUUGAUAGCUCCUGGUGUGAUAAAAAACAUCUAUAAUUUCGGAGAACGAGUUUUUGUGAUUUGCACACCAUGUGGAAUUUAUAAACUCACUGACAAGCAUCAGUUCGCACUGUUGAGUAAGAGUGGAAUUGGAAUGGGCUCCCUUUAUUCCGAAGUACUUUCUUUACAAGAAGGAUGUAUUUUCUUAGAAGGAAAACAUGACAAAAGUCUCAAAAAAUUGUUUCAAGUGCCAUCCGAAACUGUGACAUCCGAUGAAUUGUCGAGUCUGAAAUUGACUGCCACAGAAACGGAUGAAAAAUUCCGGGCAGUUUUCUUGGAAGAAAGUAAGGAAGAUUUGUGUCUGAUUGCUUACGGCAACAUUUUGUUUAAACAAACAAAAAGUUUUGUGAAACAAGUCUACUACUGUGAUUAUUUAAUCGAAGAAAUUCUGCCUAUCGAAAAAAAGGGGAAGAUUUUUGGCGCGACACUCGUAACGAAUUCUUCAGCUGUUAUUUUUGUCUAUCUUGAAAAAGAUAAAUUACAGUUUGACAAAGUGUAUCUUAAUUAUGAGGAUAGAAAGGUGCAAGCUUUUUGUGCCAAGAUGGACGAAAACUGUGAGAAUUGUUUAACAAUUGUUUAUUGCCAGGAUUCCAAAACAUUACAGGGCAUAAAAAAGUUUGAGACUAAUGCAAUUCAAACUGUUGGAGAAGAGGAAUGCAACUAUAUUGCUUUGAGGUUUUACAAAUCCAAGUUUGUGGUUGGUCUCACUCAAUUUAAGGAGUUGUGCAAAUUUCCUUUGAAGGAGGUAAGAGAAGAACCCAGUGACGAUCCCGACUACGUUGAAUUAAAGCUAAACAUGCUAAAAGGUACGGAAGUAAUAGUGGAAAAAAUUUGUGAGAAGGCGAGAGAAUUGCAGGUGCUGCAAGAAAAAUUAGAGGAGGAGAGGGAUAUUUUGAAAAGGAUCAAUCUCUUCGCCUGCGAAUUUCGUGAAGAGUAUUGUCCGGAAUUGUGCAUUAAAAAAGUCGCGCACGAAAAAUAUUUGUCAGCCAAGUUCCAAGGCAUUUUGCCUUUGAAUUCUCAGGUUAUUUUAGCAGCCAAGCGUGGGCACCGAAGAACAUUUAUUGUCAAGAAAGUCACGGAUUCUGAAACGCAAAUCGAAUUGCCUCUACCCGCGCAAAAUAUUUGGAAACCAGUGGAUGUUACGGUGGAUUUAAUAACUUAUAAUCCAAAAGGAGAACCUUUUUGCCUAAUCAGAGACUUUAUUCAGGAUCCGAAUUCAAAGAAGGAUAAAAAUAAUUUAUCACCGGAGAAAGUCAAUUUUAUAAAUGUUAAAUCAAGAGCGCUGAAAAAUCUUGUAGCUGAUGGGAAAGUCACGAUGAAGGCUUUGUCAGAAAUCAAAAGUAGUAUUCGUAGAGAAUUAGGAUAACUUUAAUCCUCAACGGUUUCAGGGCGAGGUACCGACAGUUGGUAUUACUUUCAGUUGGUAGUACAAAUUUCUGACAUGGAUUCCAGUAUCAGUCUUCUCUUCUUCUAUCUACUCCUCCUCAUCAUCUAUCGGCUGAACCUCCUCCCCCUCCCUUCUACUUCUGCUGGCUAAUUCUACCUCCUCCUCCGCCCCUCCUCUUCCUCCUCCCCCUUUUCCUCCUCAUCUACCCCUGCUUCUUCUUAACUG